This is a messenger RNA of Dama dama (fallow deer), 7047 nucleotides long. It is a transcript of the gene HELQ, whose product is annotated as helicase, POLQ like. Lineage: Eukaryota; Metazoa; Chordata; Mammalia; Artiodactyla; Cervidae. Bases 3741 to 5930 code for a protein of 729 amino acids. Gene Ontology annotation, molecular function: nucleic acid binding; ATP binding. The record is from RefSeq and is a predicted model, not a curated record. The transcript is spliced from 17 exons.
CUCUCAGCCUUCCAUCCAUAUCCUGCUGCUAUUCAAUUUCUUUUCUUCCCUUCGUGGCCACACUGCUCCAACCUGUUAUCCUUGCUGUCUCCUUUUCCUCACCUCAGAUAAUUCCCAGCCCAUUCCACCUCUGGGGUCUGUGUUGUCACUUGUUAUAUAAUGACUGGGGUGUAAACCCAGUGAGACUUUAGUUCUUCCCUGACUUCUCAGUUGCUUACCUAACAUAACUGACCAGACCCUUCUUGAAACACCCAAUUCUUGACAUUCCACUCCUGUUUUUUUUUUUUUUCCUAAUUAGCUGGCUGCUCCUCCGUCUUCUUAGCUUCCUUGGCUGACUGUUACUUUGCUACCAAAACUUAGUUGCUGAAAUUCCUUUGACUACUCAGAUGUCUUGAGUGAGUCAGUAUUGAUAAUAUCAUUAAUUAAACAUCUUUAAAGACAGCUUAAGUUAGGGUUUAAAUGCAGAGAAAUAGUAGUAAUAGCUAAUUUGUCUUGUAACAUUUUUUCACAAAUCCUGGCUCCUUGCGUAUUCUCAAAUAUGUGUCAUUUUAGACAAAGAAGGGACACUUGCUGCCAUCCUGAAAGAGCAUCCUGUCUAAUCACUUCAUAAUUACUUCUGAAACUCCUAAGUUAGUAUUGUGAACCACCUGAAAACAUGGGUUCUUAUCUCUGGGGGAAGACAUUGAGGUUGGAGUAGUAGGACUACAGGAAACAAAGUCUAAUACAAGGCUUUACAAGAGUGUAACAAAACUAAACUGUGAGGUUUGCAGUUCAAGAGCUAAAGGUGUGUAUUGUCGUUGAAGUAGAUGUUACUUUUCUGCCCUCUGCUUUUUUUUACCAGCACCUUGUUCUAUGUUUCAUCUGCAUCUCCUGCUCUCAGGACAAGACUUACCUAACUCAUCUUUUUCUUUUUUUUAAGAUUUAUUUUUAUUGAUUUAUUUUUGGCCGCACUGGGUCUUCAUUGAUGAAGGCGGCUUUCUCUAGUUGGAGCGAGCUGGGGCUACUCCCUGGUUGCAGUGUGCAGGCUUCUCGUUGCAGUGGUUUCUCCUGUUGCAGAGCACAGACUCUAGGGCCCAUGGGCUCAGCAGUCGUGACUCCGGGCUCUAGAGCGCAGGCUCAGUAGUCGUGACUCCGGGCUCUAGAGCGCAGGCUCAGUAGUCGCGACUCCCGGACUCCAGAGCGCAGGCUCAGUAGUUGUGCACUUGCGCUUGAUUGUCGCGUGACAUGUGGAAUCUUGGGGAUCGUCAAUCUGAUGAUGAGUUCUGGCACUGUCACUUAACCACAGGUCUUGGACUCUGAGCCUUAGUUCCUGAUCUGUUAAGGGAUAAUCAUUUUUUUGCCAGUUAUAUUGUGUCAAGAACUUGCCAAGUUGAACUUUGGUUAUGACUGUCAGUAAUUAUAUAUUGUUUGCUUUAAAGUAAGAACUUUAGUAAAUAACUUUUUAAAAUCUCAGUAUUUGUAAAUCUGAUGACGAUACGACCAAUUUAAAGCAUGAAUAUGUGUGUUAUUUUUCAUUGAGCUAAAGCAGUGCUUCUCAAAGUGCAGUUCCUAACUGCAGCAUCAGCAUCACCUGGAAAUCUGUUGAAAUACGCAUUCCCAGGUUCCGCACCAGCCCCCCUGAGUCAGCACUUUGGGCUGAGAUCUGGCAUUCUGCUUGGAUAAGCCCUCCUGAUCCUGAUGUGCAGAAAGUUUGAGAGCUCCUGAGUUAGAGAACCUCAACCUUAUACAAUACUGUUGUUUUUGCCUUUUAGGCAUAGAAUUACAUGCUUAGUGUGUUUUAUAAAAAUAUUGGGAACUAAGUUAAUGUAACUUUUUUUAGUAUGUGAAGAAAAAUGUUAUUUCCAAGUAUUUAUUAUUUUGGUCAUUUUAUACUUUAAAACUCUGAGUUGGAUAAAAUGUGGACAUAUAGUUUCACAUAAACAUCUGCAGCUUGAUAACUAAUGGGUGAUACUAGCCUGAAGUAUUUUCUAAUAUUUAAGUAUUAAAUAUUCAAUGUAUUUAAAUAUUUUUGAAAAAUUUAUUUUUUAUCAAAGCAUAGUUGAUUUACAACAUUAUAGCAGCUUGUGGCGGAGAAGGCAAUGGCACUCCACUCCAGUACUCUUGCUUGGGAAAUCCCAUGGACAGAAGGGCCUGGUAGGCUGCAGUCCAUGAGGUGGCUAAGAGUCCGACACAACUGAGCGACUUCACUUUCACUUUUCACUUUCAUUCAUUGGAGAAGGAAAUGGCAACCCACUCCAGUGUUCUUGCCUGGGGAAUCCCAGGGAUGGAGGAGCCUGGUGGGCUGCCGUCUAUGGGGUCGCACAGAGUCAGACACAACUGAAGUGAGUGAGCAGCAGCAGCUUGUGGAAAAACCCAAAUGAACUUUGCAGCCUACCCAACAUAUUAGUUUCAGGUGUACAAAAUAGUGAUUCAAUAUUGUUAUAGGUUACAUAUUCUACUUAAAGUUAUUACAAAAUAAUGGCUAUUAUUUCCCUGUACUGUAAAAUCCUGAAAUGCUUUUAAAGUAAAAAAUACAUAAUUAUUUGCAUAUAUUUCAGGCUGCAAAUAAUUAGCUCAUAUGAUUGUGUAAUAAUUCAGUCUUUACCCUGUUGGCUCUUUGUUAUAUAAACAAUGCUAUGGUAAACAUCUUGCACAUAAUCUUUAUAUAUGCACAUGCUUUUUAUUUCUGUCAAUGUUGAGUUCUAUAAGCAAUACUGCUAGAUCAAAGGCAGCAUGCAGUUUUAUGUUUGUUGCUGACAGAUUGCUUCCCAAAAAGACUGUAGCAGUUUAUACUUUCAUCAGCCACACACAAAAGUGCCUGUUUGUUCCUGCUCUAGUCAACUCUGUAUUUUACAUGUGAGGGGCUUUUUGUUUAGGUAGUUAUUUAAUGCUUUUUAUUGGUUUAUUUCUUUUGCCAAGCUAAUAGGUAACAGUGGAGCAUCUUUUCAUGUAUUUAUAAACCAUCUGCAUUUCUCCAUACUGUGAAAUGUCUUAUCAUAUCUUUUGCCCAUUUUUCUAGAGGUAAAUAUAAUGCACAUUUUGAAGACUUUUAAUGAUCCACAUUGUCCACUUUUCCUACAAAGUACUUAUACCAGUUUUCACAUUUUGUUUUGGAUCUAAUAUGAUCCUUUUCAUGAAUUCCACCUUGCUAACUUGUGGAAACUCUAGAUUUUGUUAUCUAGUCACUAAGGCAUGUCCGACUCUCUUGCAACUCCAUGGACUGUAGCUCACCAGGCUCCUCUGUCCAUGGGAUUUCCCAGGCAAGAAUACUGGAGUGAGUUGCCAUUUCCUUCUCCACGGGAUCUUCCCAACUCAGGGAUCAAACCCAUGUCUCUUGUGUCUUCUACGUUGGCAGGUGGAUUCUUUACUACUGAGCCACCAGGGAAAAUCUAGAUGUUAUAGUUAAUAACACUAGUCUUUUAUGGUUUAAGCAAUCUCAUCAGUUUAAGGAUUUUUUUUUUUUUUUUUGGCUGCACCAGAUCUUAGAUGCAGCAUGCGGGAUCUUAUCCUAUCAUCAGGGAUCAACCUCAGUCCCCCUGCAUUGGGAGUGUGGAGUCUUAACCACUGGGCCACCAGGGAAGUCCCUCUCAUCAGUUUAAAAUGGUAUUCAGACCAUUCAAACCAGCACCCUGUGAAAGCUGGUUGAAUAGUCUCUAGAAUGGCAACAUACUUGCUUAACAUUGAAAUCUGUGCAAGAAAGAAAAAAUUUAAUAUAUUCCUUGCCAACAAGUGGUGGAAAAACCCUCGUGGCUGAGAUUUUAAUGCUACAAGAACUACUAUGCCGACGAAAAGAUGUUUUAAUGAUCCUACCAUAUGUAGCAAUUGUUCAAGAAAAGAUUUCAGGUUUGUCAAGUUUUGGUAUAGAACUGGGUUUCUUUGUUGAGGAGUAUGCUGGAAGCAAAGGAAAAUUUCCUCCAAUUAAAAGAAGGGAAAAGAAAUCAUUAUAUAUUGCCACUAUUGAAAAAGGACAUAGUCUGGUGAACUCCUUGAUUGAAACUGGAAGAAUUAGCAGUCUGGGUCUGGUUGUUGUAGAUGAGUUGCACAUGAUUGGUGAAGGAAGCCGUGGGGCUAUACUGGAAAUGACUCUGGCAAAAAUCCUCUACACGAGCAAAACUACUCAAAUUAUUGGUAUGAGUGCAACGUUAAACAAUGUUGAAGACCUGCAAGAGUUCCUGCAAGCAGAAUAUUACACCAGUCAGUUUAGACCAGUUGAAUUAAAAGAAUACCUGAAAAUAAAUGACACAAUAUAUGAAGUUGACAGCAGAGCUGAGAAUGGCAUGACUUUUUCACGCCUCCUUAAUUAUAAGUAUUCCGAUACUCUGAAAAAGAUGGAUCCUGAUCAAUUGGUAGCACUGGUGACAGAAGUUAUUCCCAAUUAUUCCUGCUUAGUUUUUUGUCCCACUAAGAAGAACUGUGAAAACGUAGCAGAAAUGAUAUGCAAAAGUUUAAGCAAGGAAUAUCUGAAGCACAAAGAGAAAGAAAAACAGGAGUUGAUUAAGAACUUGAAGAAUGUCAGCGGUGGCAACCUGUGUCGUGUGUUAAAGCACACCAUCCCAUUCGGAGUUGCUUAUCACCACAGUGGCUUAACCAGCAACGAAAGGAAGCUCUUGGAGGAGGCCUACUCCACAGGGGUCCUCUGCCUCUUCACCUGCACAUCCACCCUCGCGGCAGGCAUUAACCUGCCUGCGAGAAGAGUUAUAUUAAGAGCCCCCUAUGUUGCUAAGGAAUUUUUAAAGAAGAAUCAGUAUAAACAGAUGAUUGGCAGAGCUGGCCGUGCUGGAAUAGAUUCUGUCGGGGAGAGUAUCCUUAUAUUGCAAGAAAAAGACAAGCAACAGGUAUUGGAGUUAAUAAGCAGACCACUGGAAAACUGCUAUAGCCAUCUUGUUCAGGAAUUCACCAAGGGAAUCCAAGCUUUGUUUCUUUCUUUGAUUGGUUUGAAGAUUGCAACAAAUCUGGAUGACAUAUAUCGUUUUAUGAGUGGUACGUUUUUUGGUGUUCAGCAAAAGGUUUUGUUGAAAGAAAAAAGUCUCUGGGAAAUAACUAUGGAAUCGCUUAGAUACUUGACAGAAAAAGGACUUCUACAAAAAGAUACUAUUUAUGGCUCUGAAGAAGAGUUCCAAAAUAAUUUUCAUAUCACAAAGUUGGGACGAGCUUCUUUUAAGGGAACAAUAGAUUUGGCUUAUUGUGACAUUCUUUACAGAGACUUGAAGAAAGGUCUUGAGGGACUUAUGCUGGAAAGCCUUCUUCAUCUAAUCUACUUAACAACUCCCUAUGAUAUGGCUUCUCAGUGUGACCCUGAUUGGAUGAUAUACUUCAGGCAGUUUAACCAACUCAGUCCAGCAGAACAAAAUGUCACUGCUCUGGUUGGAGUCUCUGAGAACUAUAUUGGGAAGAAAGCAUCAGGUCAAGCUAUUAGGAAGAAGGUGGACAAGAACAUUGUCAACAGACUGUACCUGUCUUUCAUUCUUUAUACUUUGCUCAAAGAGACCAACAUUUGGAGCGUGUCUGAAAAGUUUAACAUGCCUCGAGGAUAUAUACAAAGCCUUCUCUCUGGAGCUGCGGCAUUCUCCUCCUGUGUGUUACAUUUCUGUGAGGAGCUUGAGGAGUUCUGGGCUUACAGGGCCCUGUUGGGAGAACUCACCAAGAAGCUGACCUACUGUGUCAAGGCAGAGCUAGUCCCGCUCAUGGAAGUGACUGGGGUUUUAGAGGGUCGAGCAAGACAGUUAUACAAUGCAGGUUAUAAAAGUCUAACGCACUUGGCUAAUGCAAAUCCUGAAGUGCUGAUAAGGACAAUUGAUCAUUUAUCAAGACGCCAGGCCAAGCAAAUUGUUUCAUCAGCCAAGAUGCUGUUGCAUGAGAAAGCAGAGGCUUUGCAAGAAGAAGUAGAAGAAUUAUUGAGAUUGCCUUCUGAUUUCCCUGGUAUUGUGGCCUCUUCCACUGAAAAGGCAUGAAGCUAUCUGAUGAGCAUUUUUAAGUAUGAAUUAUUUAUUGUACAUGCAUUUUAUUAAACCUCUCCUAUAAGUUAUAAAUGAAAAAAUAUAUAUUUUAACUAUAUAUAAAGAACUGUGGCUGAUGUUUGAAUGGUCCUCUCAUCCAUACUUACAUAAAUAAUUAUGCAUUAUUUCUCUGAUCCAAAGUCUGGUGUCCACCACAAAAUGAAAUCCAAGUUUCCCAGCGUAUCCCCAGCCUACCUUUACAACCAGACCUUUCAUUAUCCCUCUUACCCAUUUCUUUCAUCAAACUGGACUAUUUGCAAUCCCAGAAUUUUCCUUGGGAUUCACAAACCCACUAUUUCCUAUCUGCCUUAUGCUAUUCCCAGUGAAUGGAAAAUUAUCUUUGAAAUGUAUUAUAUGCUUUAUUUCAACUAAAAAUGCUCAAAUACUGUCUCCUCUAUGAAACUGUCCAAGUUCAGCCUUAUCGCCACCCCAUCCGUGGGUUCUUUCCCUCCUCUAAUUUUUGUGAGCCCCUCACUCAUGUCCAGGUCUAUAUUAAUGCUGCUAGUCUGAAAUCCCCUGGAGGGCCAAGACCUGUGUUAUGGUCUUUGCAUGCCACAUCGCACCUACACAGUUUGCUGCACAAAGUAAGGACCUCUGUGAAAAAUGAGUUCUUACUCAAAUUGAUAAUUUAAAGAUUCUCUUUAACACAACUUAAAUAUUGCCUCUCUCCCUUCCCUUUUCUGAUUCUUAGCUCAAAUGUAGAUGACUGGUUAAACUGGGAAAAGAGUAAUAACUAUUACUGUUUAUAAGUACUGAACUGGUUUAAUUAAAGCUUUCCUCGUGUGUCUGAGAGACAUCCAUUGGCAACUUUGCAGAUAGAGCCACAGUCUAAAUUCUUUGUGCCUCAACAUUUUAGCUCAUUGUAAUAUGGGCACACCUCAAAGAUGGUACGGGUUCAGUUCCAGACCACCACAAAAAAGUGAUUGUUGCAAUAAAGCAAGUCAUAUGAAUUUUUUGGCUUCCCAAUGCAUAUAAAGUUAUGUUUACACUAUACCAGAAUCUAUUGUGUGCAAUAGCAUUGUGCCUAAAAGAAAACAACAUAUAUCUUAAUAAAAAAUAUUGUUGAAAGAUU